This is a messenger RNA of Lasiosphaeria miniovina, 714 nucleotides long. RefSeq lists its product as uncharacterized. The transcript has 4 exons. The coding region runs from base 1 to 714 and encodes 237 amino acids. Lineage: Eukaryota; Fungi; Ascomycota; Sordariomycetes; Sordariales; Lasiosphaeriaceae. The record is from RefSeq and is a predicted model, not a curated record.
AUGGGGCCUGAGAACUUCAAGACGCUGCUCGCUUCACCAGAGCCCGUAGUCACGCUUUUCUUGGCCAUUGUCAUGGUUAGACUGGCCCAUCCUCAAGAGCACGGCGUCGGCAUUGUUCUGGGCUUGGCCUGUGAGGUGCUCGUGUUCAACCCGCACGCCAAUCCUUUCCUCAGAACCUUGAACACGGACGUCUCGCAGACCCAGCUCAGCACGGUCGGUACUCGGGAGGAUCUCUUCGGUGCUCCAACGCGAGAACAAAGCGGCGGGGACAAGACUCGCAAGCACAAGAAAAUUAAAGCCAACAAGGAGCUUGAGGCGGGAAAGAAUAAAUGGCAGGAGCUCGUGAAGCUUGUCAAAAAGGACAGCAUGUUCCGAGACGGCGGAGGCGGAGGCGGAGGGGUGGGCCACAGGCACGACCGGCGGGCAUCUAAGGGCAGCAUCCGGGCCCGAGCAGCGGUUCAAGAAGAGGGUGAGAUCAGCUACCUGAUCCUUACCGAAGCCACUAAUACCGGUAUCGGGAUUUCGAAACACGCCACGGCGUCGUUGUUUACGCCAUUUACCCAAUAUGAUAUUACGACGACCAAGCGGUGCAAGGGUACCGGGCUCGGCCGUUCGAUAGCUCGGCCGCUAGCCGAGUUCAUGGAGGACCACAUCGACGUGCUCCGCGACGAUCAAGAGAGCGGCAUUGUGAAGGAUGAGCCGGAGGAGGAGUAA